Tarenaya hassleriana is the source of this 4592-nucleotide messenger RNA. RefSeq lists its product as uncharacterized. The record is from RefSeq and is a predicted model, not a curated record. The coding region runs from base 1 to 4194 and encodes 1397 amino acids. The transcript is spliced from 28 exons. NCBI's taxonomy places the organism in Eukaryota, Viridiplantae, Streptophyta, Magnoliopsida, Brassicales, Cleomaceae.
AUGUUACUUACGCAAAAAAUAAAUAAAAAAAAUGAGGAACCAAAUUCCUGUGCUUGGAUUUCGUGUGAUGUUUCUGUGUUGCAGCGACGUCUUCAACCCAUCAAAACCCUAACACAGAGUUUCGCCCACUCCUCGAAGCCUUGUGUGUUCUCCGACACGGUUUCGCCUGUCGGAAUCCCUAAUUCAGCAAUGGCGGCUUCGGCUUUGAGGGACCAGGCCCUCUCUCUCCUCGCUGCGGCCAAUAACCACGGCGAUUUGGCGGUGAAGCUCUCCUCUCUCCGACAGGUGAAGGAGAUUUUGUUGUUAGUGGACCCGUCUCUUUCCGCCGAGCUUUUCCCUUAUCUUGCGGAGCUCCAGUCGUCGCGUGAACCUCUUGUCCGUAAAUCGCUUAUCGAGAUUAUUGAGAAGGUUGGUUUGAGGAUGAUGGAACACUCUUAUGUUCUAGUGGGUGUGUUGCUAGCAUUGUUAAGGGACAAUGAUCCCGUUGUAGCGAAGCAAUCUAUUUCUUCUGGCACGAAAUUCUUUUGCAGCGUGGUGGAGGAGAUGGCAUUGCAGUUUAUUCAUCGCGGUAAUGUUGAGCGGUGGGCGAGAGAACUAUGGACGUGGCUGGUUAAGUUCAAAGAAACUGCCGUUGCUAUUAUAUUUGAGCCUGGUUCUGUGGGAGUGAAGGUUUUGGCGCUAAAAUUUAUGGAGACGUUUGUUUUACUUUUUACUCCUGAAGCUUCUGAUUCUGAGAAACUUUCUAAUGAAGGAGGCCAGCGGAGGUUCAACAUUUCCUGGCUUUCUGGUGGCCACCCCAUUCUGAAUCCAUCAAUUCUUGUGUCAGAUGCAAAUAGGACAGUUGGCGUUUUAUUAGAUUUGUUACAGUCAGCUGGUCAUCUUCCGGGUGCAUUGACAACAACUGUUGUUAGUUGUCUUGCAGCAGUAGCAAAGAAGAGGCCUGUACAUUACAAUACUGUUCUUUCUGCGUUGCUGGAUUUCCACCCAAAUCUUGAAGCUACGAAGGGAUGCCAUGCUGCAAGCGUCCAGUAUUCAAUUAGAACUGCCUUUCUGGGAUUUCUUAGAUGUACUAUUUCACCCACUGUAGAGUCGAGGGACAAGCUCCUAAGAGCUUUAUGUGCGAUGAAUGCUGCGGAUGCUGCUGAACAAGCAAUCCGUCAAGCUGAUAAAAUGAUUAGAAAUAAUGAACGUGCUGCACGGGAAAAUUGGUCAGGCAAGACUAACCAGGUGAUGAAUCAUCAAAAUCUUUCUUGGGAUCUGUCAAUGAAACGAAUAAUGCCUCAGGAUGAUGAGGAUGCACCUAACGGAGAGGUUGCUUCCAAGCGUGUAUGCUACAAUCCUAGCAGGCAUUCAAUUCCGCAAGUUCUAUCUAGUGAUUCUCCUCUGGACUCUGUGGCUGUCAAUGGCAUUUCCUCUGGUGGUCGUAAUUCGGAUGGUGAUUUGACUCCAGUUGAACAAAUGGUUGCAAUGAUUGGUGCUUUGCUUGCGGAAGGAGACAGAGGAGCUGAAUCACUUGAAAUUCUCAUUUCUAAGCUCCAUCCAGAUAUGCUUGCGGACAUUGUAAUAACCAACAUGAAGCACUUGCCUAAGAAUCCCGCUCCAUUGACAAAGCUUUCAAAUGUACCUCAAAAUCAGUCUACUGGUUCACUGGGUAAUCCAGCUGAGAUUUCAUCAUCCCCUUCUCUUAAAAAUUCCAUGCCUUCUCCAGCUUUGCAAACACAACUUCCUUUACCUUCACAUGUUGCUGGAGGAUCAUCAUCGACUGAGGUGCCUAGCUCGAAUAAUAUGGUUGUAGAAUCUAGACGUGAUCCAAGAAGGGAUCCUCGCCGCCUGGAUCCAAGGCGUGCAAAUGCAUUGGUCAUACAAGCAUCACUACCUGUUUCUGAGGGAAAAGACUCAGUUUCACCGGAGAUUGAUGUCUCUGCCUUACCAAAUAAGUCCCUCUUGGCUCCCAUUUUGACAGAAGAUGCAAGAGGUCCAGCACACAGAAUGACAGGUGUUCGAAGUGAUAAUAAACUUAUGGAGAGUCCGGAAGUCCCCGGAAUCAAUCAGCUUGAUGGCAGUGAGGAUGACUUGGCUGCUCCCAAAGAUGGUGUAGGUUUCCGUAAGGACAAAGCAUCUUCUGAUAUUCAACUUUCUCCUUGCCGGGUUGAUGAUGAUAUCAGGGAAACAGAGUGUUCAGGUGCUGAAGCAAAGUACGAUUUGGAUUCGGCAUCUCCAUUAGAGUUUGAUCAGCACUCUCCUUCCACAUCAAACAUAACUGCCUCGGAGGACACCUACCGAGAAUUGCCAUCUGUUCCAUCAUAUGUUGAGCUAACCAUAGAGCAAUGCAGAACUAUAGGGAAGUUGGCUAUUGAACGUAUAAUUAGAUCACAUAGGCACGUGUCUGGGCUGGACUCUAACAAGAUUCGAAUGGCGUUGCUUGCGCGGUUGAUUGCAAAGAUUGAUGCUGGUGACGAUGUUGCAGCAGUGCUCAGAGAGCACAUUCUUGUGGAUUAUCGAGAACAUAUGGGGCACGAACUUGUGUUACAUGUUCUGUACCAUCUGCAUUCUACAGCAAUGCUGGACACAGAUGAAUCCCCUACCUGUUCUACUGUUUAUGAAACUUUUCUCAUAGCUGUGGCACGGUCGUUGUUGGAUGUUCUCCCUGCUUCAGACAAGUCUUUCAGCAGACUUUUUGGAGAAGCUCCCCAUUUACCUGAUUCAGCCAUAAAGCUAUUGGAUGAUCUCUGCUCUUCCUCUGAUCUUGACCCAAAUGGAAGAGAAGUCCGUGAUAGUGAGCGUGUCACCCAAGGGCUUGGUGCUGUAUGGAGUUUAGUUAUAGGGCGUCCAAAUGAACGACAAGCAUGCUUAGCUAUAGCUUUGAAGUCCUCUGUUCAUUCUGAAGAUGACAUACGAGCAAAAGCUAUCCGACUUGUCACAAACAAACUCUAUCACUUGACAUAUGUAUCGCAACAUAUUGAGCAAUUUGCAACAGAUAUGUUGCUUACUGCUGUAAAUUCUGAGACAGAUUUCUCACAAGCUGGAGUUGUUCCACAGAGAGUUGAAACAGAGGUUGAAAACCAGAGAACAUCCACGAGUACCUCUCAGGUUAUAAGCUCUGGAACAUCUGAUGUUGGCUCUCAAAAGGAUUCACAACCUUCUCUUGAUGUUUCUGCUAUGUCAUUUCCUGAAGCUCAGAGACUAACUUCUUUGUUUUUUGCUUUAUGUAAAAAGAAACCUAGUCUCCUUCACCUCGUCUUUGAAGUUUAUGGACGAGCUCCAAAACCAGUAAAACAGGCGUUUCACCGACAUAUUCCUAUUCUGAUACGGGCACUGGGUUCAUCUUAUUCUGAGCUGCUCCAAAUAGUAUCUGAUCCUCCUGCAGGAAGUGAAAAUUUGUUGACAUUGGUACUGCAAGUAUUGACACAAGAAACAUUGCCCCCGCCAGAUUUGAUUGCUACUGUAAAGCAUCUAUAUGAAACUAAACUAAAGGACGUUUCCAUUCUUAUUCCAUUGUUGUCUUCGCUCUCGAAAGAUGAGGUUUUGCCUAUCUUUCCUCGGCUCGUUAAUCUGCCACUGGAUAAGUUCCAAAUGGCACUUGCUCACAUAUUGCAGGGUUCUGCUCACACGGGUCCAGCCCUAACGCCUGCAGAAGUACUGAUUGCUAUUCAUGGCAUUGUUCCUGAAAAGGAUGGUCCCCCACUCAAGAAGAUAACAGAUGCAUGCUCGGCUUGCUUUGAACAACGCACUGUUUUCACACAGCAAGUCUUGGCAAAGGCCCUCAGCCAAAUGGUUGAUCAAACUCCUCUUCCGCUACUCUUCAUGAGGACAGUAAUUCAGGCAAUCGAUGCUUUUCCAAAACUGGUUGAUUUUGUCAUGGAAAUCCUCUCCAAGCUGGUCAGUAAGCAGAUCUGGAAAUUGCCAAAGUUAUGGGUCGGGUUCGUGAAAUGCGUCUCUCAGACACAGCCACAUUCUUACCCUGUUUUGUUAAAGUUACCGCCGACACAACUGGAGAAUACACUGGCCAAAUAUCCAAACCUCAAACCUUCUCUAGCUGUUUACGCGAACAAGCCAACUGUUAAAGCUUCUUUACCCAGUUCAACUCUCGUGGUUCUCGGGAUGCCAAGUGAGCAAGAUUUGCAACCUCUGUACGAUCAGCCAUUGCACCCGUCGGAUGCGAGUUCUUCAAUUCAUGGAGCAACGUUAACGUAAUCAUUUUCCUGAGUUUCUUGAAGCCACGUCGUUCAUAGUCCCUUCAGUGAUUGCCGAUCACACAAAAAAAGGCGGUUUUUUGUGUUUUUUUGGGUGAGGGAGAUGAAGAAACUCUAGUCGUCGUAACACAUGAUGCCAGUCUCCGAGAGCGGAAUCGGCGCCAUCAAGCGAUCGCUCGGGGGCCGGCCCCAACCUCCAUUGGUUCUGUUGAUGGAUGUAAUUUUUCUUUCAUGUGUUUGUGUGUGUAUAUAUAAUAUAAUUAUGUAUUAUCAUAUGAAACUUUCUGCCGAAAUGGUAUGUAUGAACGAACGAACUGUUUGAUUGAUCUUCUGGGAGUAGUCUGGUGGUGGCUACGGCACCUAGGGCUUAAUAAUCGUAACAAUUAUGUUUUUUUUCAA